Stegostoma tigrinum is the source of this 2061-nucleotide messenger RNA. It is a transcript of the gene wdr46, whose product is annotated as WD repeat domain 46. Gene Ontology annotation, cellular component: 90S preribosome; small-subunit processome; nucleolus. Gene Ontology annotation, molecular function: protein binding. Gene Ontology annotation, biological process: maturation of SSU-rRNA from tricistronic rRNA transcript (SSU-rRNA, 5.8S rRNA, LSU-rRNA). The record is from RefSeq and is a predicted model, not a curated record. Lineage: Eukaryota; Metazoa; Chordata; Chondrichthyes; Orectolobiformes; Stegostomatidae. The transcript is spliced from 16 exons. The coding region runs from base 82 to 1857 and encodes 591 amino acids.
AGCGACAUCGCCCCCUGCCGCCGGAGGUAGCAGCAGCAGCACAACGCCGCAGGGAGAACUUCCGGGUGAGCAGUCAGCAAGAUGGCGGCGCCCCGCAGCAGCGGCACGUUACGGAAAAGGAAGAGGUACUGGGAAGCUGAAGAAGAGCCAGCUGGAGAUGCAGCAGCAUCAGGUAAGGGCAGACCAGCAGAGCAGGUGAAGGUGGGACGGAGGAAGCCAGGCGCUCGGAGACCUGAGAAAGGCAAACGGAUGGACCGCCAAGCAUCAAGGCACCCACCGAAGAAGGUGCUUUCAGGGAGAGAGGACCCUUUCCCAGGACCGGCACCGAUCCCGAAGGAAGUGAUGAGGAAGUUUCAGCGAGGGACGUCCAUUAAGGUGGGUGAAAUCGCCAAUCAGAAAGUGAAAAAUCAGCUGAAAAUCCUGGAGAAGCUGUCAAAGCAAGCAGAGAAGCAAGCAGCUCGCUUCGACCUCCUGCUGCCCGAGGAGGCGGGGUUCCUGGAGGCUGAUGAAGGGGAGGAUACCUGCUUCAUUCAGCAACGUGACAUCGCAGAUGUAGUGGACAUCAGCAGUGCCUCCAAGUUCUUUAACCUGGAGCUCAGUCAGUUUGGCCCGUACCGAAUAAACUACAGCAGGAAUGGCAGGCACUUGCUGUUAGCCGGCCGCAGGGGCCAUGUGGCUGCCCUUGACUGGCAUACCAAGCAGCUCCUGUGUGAGACCAACGUCAUGGAAGAUGUCAAUGAUAUUCGGUGGCUGCACACUGAGACUAUGUUCGCUGUGGCCCAGAAGAAGUGGCUGUAUAUCUAUGAUAACCAGGCGGUCGAGCUGCACUGUGUGAAGAAAUUCAACGACGUCCUACGCAUGGAAUUCCUGCCAUACCACUUCCUCCUGGCCACCUGUAAUUCCCGGGGAUUUCUUCAAUACCUCGAUGUCUCUGUUGGGAAGGAAGUUACAGCCAUCUGCACUAAAGCUGGACGCCUGGAUGUGAUGACCCAGAAUCCAUACAAUGCCAUCAUUCACCUUGGUCACCCGCAGGGGACGGUGAGUUUGUGGAGUCCAAAUAGUAAAGAGCCUCUGGUGAAGAUGUUGUGCCACCGAGGAGGGGUCCGUGCUAUCGCCAUUGACAGGACUGGAACGUACAUGGCUACAUCCGGUUUGGACCGGAAGCUGAAUAUUUUUGACGCCCGCUCAUACCGCCCUCUGCAUUCCUAUUUCAUCUCCAGUGGAGGCUGUCACUUAGCAUUCAGUCAGCGUGAUCUCCUCGCUGUGGGCACUGGGAACACUCUCAACGUUUACAAGGACAUUCACCACGCGACUGUGUCAAAGCCGUACCUGACCCACACUCUCCCCCAGGGGGUGCACGGCCUCCAGUUCUGUCCCUUCGAGGACGUCCUGGGGGUUGGCCACGGCCGGGGCUUCAGCAGCUUGUUGGUGCCAGGUGCUGGAGAAGCGAAUUUCGACGGCCUGGAGUGCAAUCCCUACCGAAGUAAAAAACAGAGGCAGGAGUGGGAGGUGAAGGCUCUGCUGGAGAAGAUACAGCCUGACCUGAUUAACCUGGAUCCCACCAAACUGGGGAAGAUAGACUUCAUCACCAUGAACCAGAAAAAUCAGGAACGGAUCCAACGUCUGGGUUUCGAUCCAUCCCAAAAGGAAAAGUUUCAGCCCAAGCGGAAGAUGAAAGGCAGGAGUUCAGCGAAAAGCAUCGAGAGAAGGAAGAGGAAGGUGACUGUCGCUGAGCAGAGGGAAACGAUCCGCCAGAGUGUGCAAGAGAAACAGGAGACAGUCCGCGAGAGGCAGAAAGUGGUCAAGGGCAGACUGUCACACAGCAAAGGAAGCGCCUUGGAUCGAUUCCACAAAUGAUCGUGCUGUGACUGGGAAUGACAGGCGGCUCGGUUCACCCUGCUCUGUGUAACAGGGUCCCCGUGUCCCACUCCUGCCCAGAGACUCUCCAGCAUUUGCAUUUCAGAAGCCUCCUGCUUGAGAUCCAGGCAGCGACAGACCUAACCGCUAACUGGGGAAAUUGUAUUUUAUUCUGAACAACCGAAUAAACUUAUUUCAGCUGGC